UACGCCUCGUCGCAGUCGCUCAGUCGAGCAGCAGUGGUCGAAGAUGUCGGACUGAACUGAAACAGCUUGUAGCAGUGCCAGUGUUUCUUUUGCGAUUCAUUCGUGUGCGUGAGUGGUGAGCAAGUGCGUGUGUGUGUGUGUGCGUUUCUGUGUGUCUGGCAAGUGUCUCUGGCAAGAAGGAAGGCAAAAGAAAAGGGGCCACCAUUCGAUUUGGUGGUUUUUUUGGGGGGCUGCUUUCCGUGUUCGUUCCGCAGUGAUCUAGUUUAUCUGGUGCCGACGGGAAACGGAAGCACGAUCGGCGAUAAGCACACUUUUGGGGCAGUCGGAUUGAGGCCUUUUUUCUUAGGGGUCGGUACCGCACGAUCACCGCGAUCCUUCCUGGAGUUGUGGUGGUAGUUGUUGUGUGUUUGUGCAUGUGUUUGUGUGUGUGUGUGUGUCCCAGAGAUCAGAGGAAUGUGCCCAUUAGCGCGAGCGUGCAGGCAAAAUUCGAGCUCAACUUCUUCCGUGCCAACGUAACGUUGCAUUCUUAGUGGUGAUCUUCUCACACCAAGAGACGAACCUGAUAUCGCGCUGUGUUUCUGUGUGCGUGUGUAUGUGCAACCGAGAAAGCGUCAUCUAACGGAGGAAAGCCGAGCCUUGCUGAGGUAUAUUACGAUUUGCUCUGUGGCCCAGUGUGUUGUGUUGCAGUGGCAAGCUUGUGUGCGUAUCGACGAUCGUUUGUGCCAGCAUCAAGCCCUUUAGAAGCAGCAUCAGCAGCAUCCACCACCAUCGAGAGUGAGAGAGAGAGAGAGCCAACCGUUCCAAGAUGCCCUGCAGUGCGGUAACGCUGUCGCUCGCGACGAUAUCCGCCAUCAUCGCCGUUGCCCUGUUGGCAAUCGCCUUCUCCACAGACAACUGGCAGAGCUAUGAAGUGAAGCGGACCAACAUACAGAAUUUUAUUGCAAAACAUCCGGACGCAGCCGCACUGACCGACAGCUUCAACAACCGGCUCAUCUACUACACGCGGACACGUGGCCUGUUCCGGUACUGCUACCCGAAGGAGCGUCCUCCAGCAUCGUCCGUGCAAAUCUACCUGUCGCCGGUCGAAACCCACUGCUCGAACAUUGACUACUUCCCCGCGAACGAGGAGCACAAGGAGUCGGACUCGUUCACCGAUGACAUCAUGACCCGACUCCAUCUGGCACGUUCCGUCAUUGCUGCCUUCAUCCUGAGCUUCGUCGUCAUUUUCUGUGCCUUCUGGACUGGCCUCUCGGGAUGCUGGAAGCGUUCGGCCGGUGCCAUUACGGCGACCGCCAUCCUUAUGCUCACCGCCUGCCUGCUCGCCGCCGGUGCGAUGGGCCUGUGGCACACGGUUGAGUUUUUCGAGAAGGAAAAGGUCGUCGGCGAGGAGUACUACCAGCAGUGGAAUACCGUCCUCCGAGACAACACUCGUCUGUCGUACGACUGGUCGUACAUUGUGGCCUGGGCCGGUGUGGCCUGCAGCCUGCUGGCCUCGAUCCUGCUGUCCGGUGCGGCCGUCUGCCUGCGGGGCGAACGCGAAAAGGAGGAACAGCUGAACCUCCAAUAUCUGAUGCCCGUGUACCCCCAAAAGCAGCCUCCCUACCCUUACGGUGGUUUCCCCCAGCCCCAGCUCUAUCCGCAGCCAUACUACCACGGAUCGCAGUACGGACCGUACAACUAUUGAGUAAAACUUUUCCACCGCCUAAAAGCAGCGCGAAUGCGAAUGCGGAAAACCGAAAGCAGACCGCACGGAAUGUGCAUCAAAAUGCAUCCAAUUUGAGAAGAGAGGAAGAAGAUCGAUCGAUCGGGAAAUCUUAAAGGCCAACGCGCAACCGGUCUGGUUCUAUUUUUUUCCCUCCAAUUUUCGUGUUGUGACAGUUGGUUGGAUGCUUUUGUUUCCAACGGUCCCAAACCUUCAAUCGAGCCUAGUUAGUUAGCGUUUGUUCACAUGCGCGUUUGGUCGUGUAUGGAACAAUGUACGGAAAUUUGCGCAAUGAUCGUGAAAACUUUUACUCAAUACUUUACCCAACCCACCCACAAAACGAAGCCCCAGGGAAAAUUCUCACAAACUACUACUCGCUCCACUUGAUGUCUCUAAAAUGUCUUCCAACACCCGGAUGCAUGAUCAUGUUUUGGUUCGAUUUUCCGAACAGCGGUCAGCAAUCGCCAAGCUUCCCCCCCUUCCAAACCCGAACAUAACGUUCCUUUGCCAUUCGUCCCCAACACUUCAACUUAAGCGAAACGAUUCAACGAAAGGUUUCCAUUUUAACGCAUUACCUUACCCCCUUUACCGAGAAUCGAUUUCCAACCAAUCCAGCCCUGCAUUCCCUGUUUCAGUGAGCGAGUGCAGCCAGCGGCGAGUCGUUCCAUCGGCGAACCUUCGUGGCCGUCUUACAACACCGUUCUAUUCAUCCAGUUAGAUUAGUCCAAACGGACGUCCGGUCGCGCGUCGGUCGUCGUGCGGCCACCAUGGACGUGUGUUUCUUUAUGUAUUAUGAUGCGGAUAUGUAGAGAUAAUCGUUAGCGUAGUAUUUACUGUUUUGGUAGUAAGCGAGAUGGUCAAACAAAAGCAACGAAAGUAGACAGAGAAAAUGGCAAGUAACGUAACAAGCUCGUAAUAUAGUUUCAACGAUAGGGAGUGCAUUCAACGUGACUGAGCAGUGACAGUAUGGGAAGGGCCACUUAACACAGACGCGACAUCACGCGCGCUAGGACGAGCGAUAAUAUGAGCCGAGUGGAGUCGAAGGAAUGAAAAAUAAAGUUUAGAAUUUUUAUUUUUAAUGAAA
Molecule: messenger RNA, 2786 nt
Organism: Anopheles stephensi (Asian malaria mosquito)
Lineage: Eukaryota; Metazoa; Arthropoda; Insecta; Diptera; Culicidae
Product: transmembrane protein 235
Exons: 6
Coding region: 806-1684 (292 amino acids)
Cellular component (GO): membrane
Source: RefSeq, a predicted model, not a curated record